Molecule: messenger RNA, 1002 nt
Organism: Mizuhopecten yessoensis (Yesso scallop)
Lineage: Eukaryota; Metazoa; Mollusca; Bivalvia; Pectinida; Pectinidae
Exons: 5
Coding region: 217-924 (235 amino acids)
Source: RefSeq, a predicted model, not a curated record
UACAAAAGUGACAGUUGAGAGUACUAGUGUGUCUAUAGUGUUCAUACACAUAAUGAGUUACAAUUACAUAGCAAACCAUCUGUUUUAACAUCAGGCUCCUGUGCGGGAGACAAAUACUAGGUCAUACUGUUUCACAUAUAUGCUCUACUCAAAGUCAACCACCUCAAUAUUUAACCAACGUUGUAUACUGUACAUUGGAAUUUGUUUAAAACAGAUAUGAAAAUGGGAAUGAAUUUCGUGUUUUUUGUCGUAACCUGCCUGUACACUGGGACCUCUGGACACCGCUACAAGACAUUGUCAGAGUUUAUGUUCCGUCGACAGACUGAAAGGACAAUAUGCAACUCGUACGGACUUUUCAAAAGAAUGUUACAGAGGGAAACUAAUCCAUUGAUUGACAACUUUGUCAAUAGCCUUUUCGAGCAGAGUCCAAUAACUGGUGAAAUGCUACGUAGCAAGUCGGCAGAAGUUUGCAGUGACAUAGCAACAGAAGUAACAGCCUGGGUACAAGAGAACAGACCAAUAUCAUCAUGUCUAAAUACUGAAACGGUGUCAGACAUAAUGGAUGUGUACAGUGGACUAUGUACAGGGGAGGGUGCUGUAACAGCCUUCUUUACUGACCUUACAUCAGAUAUUGAGUCAGUGAAUAUCCCGUCCUGGACAAGUGCUUGUAUGAUAAAGAUGAUCGAGAUACUCUUGACUUGUCCCUUUCUCUCAGUAGGAAAAUUUACAGGUUUGGAGGAAGGACCAGGAAUCCACCAGAGACAGAUGCAAGAAAGUUUUCAGUGUGUUUAUGCAGGGAUAGAUGACAAUGACACGUCAAUGUGUGGGGAUACCCAAAGUCUGAAAAAAAUCUAUCUCAUCAUUGAACUUCUCUACAAUUUAGCACCCGGUGCUAACUUCACUGUGACCGAUUUUGGAUUAUAAACCAUUUGGUGAUUUAUAUAAUUGUGAAAGAAAUAUAUCUAUGUAGCUUCAUAAUAAAUGCAAAUCUAGCACAAUGAA